UCUCAGAGCAGCCCUGCUAAUUUACGUGCAGGAAAGGGAUACCCUCGUGCUGGUUGCUCCUGUUCUGAUUACCUCUCUAUCCACAGUGGCAUUUUGUUAGCACUUGGGAACUUACUGGCCCAGACAAUUGAGAAGAAACGGAAAAAAGAAAACUCUGAAAAUCUAGAUGUCAGUGGGCCUCUCAGAUAUGCGAUUUAUGGGUUCUUCUUUACAGGGCCGCUGAGUCACUUCUUCUACCUCUUCAUGGAAAGCUGGAUCCCUUCUGAGGUUCCCUUGGCAGGGAUCAAGAGGCUCCUCUUGGACCGCCUGCUCUUUGCACCGGCCUUCCUGUUGCUGUUCUUUCUCAUCAUGAACUUUCUGGAGGUUGGUGUCUGCCACAGCACUUACUACAGCUCUUCAUUUAGCACUGUGAUUCUUAGUCUGACAUGCAGAGGUAGAAUUCAGAGGGUCUGUGAACUUUUCACUACACUCAAAUUGAAAUUUUCUGAGGAUGCUGAGACCCAGAGCGGGUAA
Galeopterus variegatus (Sunda flying lemur) is the source of this 513-nucleotide messenger RNA. Its product is annotated as peroxisomal membrane protein 2-like. Lineage: Eukaryota; Metazoa; Chordata; Mammalia; Dermoptera; Cynocephalidae. The annotation marks the transcript as partial. The record is from RefSeq and is a predicted model, not a curated record. Gene Ontology annotation, cellular component: membrane; cytoplasm. The transcript has 3 exons.